AUGACGUUGGAUAUUACUACCUUCUACAAUGUUAUUAAUAACGAACUGACCACCACCGCCGAAACGCGCCAUGGCAUCAACCCCGCGAACCAACAACCCAAUCCCGAGGUCCCCGUCUCAACUGCCGCGGAUCUGGACAAGGCCGUGAACGCCGCUCGCCAGGCCUUCAAGACAUGGUCGCAGACGUCCAUUGACGAGCGGCGUCAGGCGCUGAGCGCUUUUGCCGACGCCAUCGAAGAGAACAAGGAUACCCUGGCCAGGCUACUGACCCAGGAGCAAGGGAAACCAUUGAACCAAGCCGCUGGUGAAAUUGACAACGCCGUCAUAUGGGCACGAGCCAUCCCUCAGCUUGAAGUCCCGGAGAAAGUGAUCGAGGACAAUGAACAGCACAAGGUGGUCCAGAGACACAUCCCCAUCGGUGUUGGAGGUGCUAUUGUGCCCUGGAACUUUCCCGUCAUGCUGGCGGUCGGAAAGAUCAUCCCUGCAGUGUACACUGGUAACACGAUUAUUGUUAAGCCGUCGCCCUUCACUCCUUACUGCAACUUGAAACUAGGAGAGCUUGCUGCCCGUUGCUUCCCACCAGGUGUGGUGCAGGUGCUGAGCGGCGGUGAUGACCUCGGCCCCAUGAUCACCGAGCACCCAGGUAUCGACAAGAUCAGUUUCACCGGUUCUAGUUUGACCGGUCGCCGAGUCAUGGCCAGUUGCGCCAAGACGCUGAAGCGCGUUACAUUGGAACUGGGUGGUAACGACCCUGCCAUUGUCUGCGACGAUGUCGACAUCGAUGCGAUCAUUCCCAAGGUCGGUAUUCUGAGCUUCCUGUGCUCGAGUCAAAUCUGCAUGAUGAUCAAGCGUCUCUAUGUGCACGAGAAGAUCUAUGACGAGUUCCGUGACAAGCUCGUCGCCUUUGUGAAGAACCUGAAGCUCGGCGAAGGCACCGAGCCCGAUGUCUUCUUCGGUCCCCUUCAGAACAGCAUGCAAUUCGGCAAGGCCCGGAACCUGAUCGAACACAUUGCAUCCGAAGGCCUGAACUCCGUCUUGGGAGGUGAUAUCCCCGAGUCCAAGGGCUUCUUUGUCCCGCCGACUAUUGUCGACAACCCACCGGACAACUCGCGUAUUGUCCAAGAAGAGCCCUUCGCGCCUAUUCUGCCCAUUCUCAAGUGGUCCGACGAGAAGGACGUAAUCGCACGGGCGAACGACACCGAGCUUGGACUCGGAGCUUCCGUCUGGACUAAGGAUGCCGAGCGUGGCCAGCGGAUUGCGCGCCAACUGGAGGCUGGUAAUGUGUGGGUCAACACACACUUCAUGGUGCUGCCUAAUGUGCCAUUUGGCGGACACAAGUCUAGUGGCAUUGGUUCUGAGUGGGGUGUGACUGGAUUGACAGGCUGGUGCAACACCCAGGCUCUGUAUUUUGUUAAGAAUGCUUGA
Aspergillus pseudonomiae is the source of this 1425-nucleotide messenger RNA. Its product is annotated as aldehyde dehydrogenase family protein. Lineage: Eukaryota; Fungi; Ascomycota; Eurotiomycetes; Eurotiales; Aspergillaceae. Bases 1 to 1425 code for a protein of 474 amino acids. The transcript has 3 exons. The record is from RefSeq and is a predicted model, not a curated record. Gene Ontology annotation, molecular function: aldehyde dehydrogenase (NAD+) activity.